Messenger RNA from Pelagomonas calceolata, 1294 nucleotides. The record is from the annotation of a GenBank genome assembly. Lineage: Eukaryota; Pelagophyceae; Pelagomonadales; Pelagomonadaceae.
CGGGAUGCCAAAACGCAUCGUCGAGACGUAACAGCGAGCGUUGCGACGCUGUACGACAGCAAGAGAUCGACAAAAAUACAAGGCUGCAGCUCAGCUGGACGGCUGCGUGAUCUGUAGCCCUGUAGCGCCAGCUGCAAGCAAGGUAGCAAAGCGGCGGGUGAGCCAUCGAUGCCCAGAACUCGCCCGGGCUUGCAGGACAACGCAAAUUCCACGCCUGCAAAUAAACGAGCAUCGUCGAUGCCCCGCCGCCGCAACACGCCCGGCGGCCCCGCCGCGUUUGCGGCCUACGCGAACGGCCCGGGCGCCGCGCCGCCGCCGCCGCCGCGGCCGUCCAAGGCCAAGGCCGCCGCCGCGUAUGCCUUCCGCUUCGUCAAAUCGCCGGACAACUGGUGGCUCCUGCUCCUGCUCGCGUCCGCGGCGCUCUACGCGCAACUGUUGGACGCGGCCCUCGCCCCGAAGGCGCUGGAGGGCUUCGCCGUCACCGGGGACGCGAAAUUCUACCGCGACGUCGUCGCGCGGCACGCCAAGGCGCGCGUCCUCGUCGACGGCCUCGGCCCGCUGGCGUCGCCGGUCUGGCGCGCGCACGACGACGCGAACGACCUGCUCUUCGCCGAGGCGCCGGCGCAGCGCGUCUGGCGCCACGAGGACGGCACGGGGCUCGUGCGCGUCGGCGCGAGCGUGUUCCUCGACGCGACGGGCCCGCUCGCCUGCGUCGCGACGGCCGAGCUCGACGCGCUCGUGCUCUGCGGCGACCAGAACGUAGUGACCGUGGCGGACGACGGGGCGCGAGAAACGCUCUGGGCCGGCGCGGCGACGGCUAUUUCGCGCGGCGCGACGCACGUUGCGGGCGAGCGGAACGGCACGUUCGUCGUCGAGUUCCGCAACGGGACGGCCGUCGCGGCGCUGGCAGCGGCGCCCCUGGCUCUCGCGUUCUCGCCCGACGCCAAGACGCUCUACGUCCGCACCGUCGAUGCCGUCCUCGCGCUCGCUUGUGCCGACUCUUGCGCAGAGGCACGCGUCUUCCACGAGGCUGACCUUGGUGAAGGCGCGGGCCUCGCCGUCGACGGCGCCGGGCGCGUCUACGCGACGACAGAGAAUGGUGUUGCGGUCCUGGCGGCGCCCGAAGGCGCGCUCCUCGGCACGCUCGAGGUUGACGACACCCCAACGGGCCUGGCGUUAGCGACGGACGCUCACCUCUACGUGACGACCGCGGGCGGGCGGCUGCUGCGGGUUCCGGUGCGGCGGGGGGUGCGGCCGGCGGACGUCGUGGCGAGUUAAUAGUGUGUUCUACCUA